UUAAGAUAGACAAAUAUAUAGACUGGAUAUUAAUUGUUUUUUAAAGAUGUCAGAUCAGCUUAAUGAAGGGUUAAAGCCGCUCUCUGGUUUUGUUAUAUGUUGUACAUCAGUUCUGUCUGAAAUUAGAGUGGAAUUAGCUUUAAAAGUUAUGGGUUUAGGUGCAAUUUAUGUGCAAGAUUUAACAUCUCAAGUGACACACUUGAUUGCGGGUAAAUUAAAUACACAAAAGUACAAAUAUGUUGCAAUGUAUCGGGUAGAUGUGAAAAUUAUGCAUAUUGACUGGAUUUUUGAUAUAUAUAAACAAUGGUUGAAGGGAGAUGAUAUUGAUCUUUUGGAGUACGAAAAAAGAUAUAUUCUUCCUCCAUUUUAUAAUUUGUUAAUUUGUGUAACAAAUAUUCCUGUAGAACAGAAGGAAGAGAUAGAGCGAAAAGUUACAAGUUUGGGAGGAAAAUAUACGCCCGAUUUGACGAGAGAUACUACACAUUUAAUAACGGGUGAUCCAUCUGGAAAAAAGUAUGAAUUUGGUGUUAAAUGGGGGAUUAACAUUAUUACGCCGAAAUGGUUUUGGCAAAGUAUUGAACGAGGAGCCUGUCUGGAAGAGCGUUUAUUUGACGUUCAUAUGGCACCUAAUGAAGUUGGAAAAGGUGCAUGGUUCUCUGUGCAAGAAAAUGAAAAUGAUGAAGAUAAACAGAUAUCUUUGAAGAGGAAAAUUAAAAAAACCAAGCUUGAUAUUAGUCGUCAAGUCUGGGAUAAUAUAGUAAAUGAGGGUAGCCAAUUGGAAAGUAAUACUUUUAAAGAUAACAAUGAUUUUAUACCCAUUUAUACGACCCCAGAGACGGAAAGCAGUAAAGUGAAUGGGAUGUUUUGGGGUUUAUAUUUUUAUGCAUGGGCUUUUGAUGAUAGAAAGACAGGAAUUCUUCAAAACAUAAUUGAAUCACAUGAUGGUACAUGGUGUAAAACGCUUCAAGAUUUUCCUAAUGCAUCUGUUCAUAUAUAUAUAAUUGUUUCUCAUGACCUUCCAAAAUCUAAGUUUAUAGAUAUUCCCAGGGGAAUCUUUGUUACAGAAUGGUGGAUUGAAAGAUGUUUACACGACAAAAAAUUCAUCGAUCCAUCUGAACAUCUUCUUUGCUCUCCUUUACCUUGUAAUUUUCCAUUAGAAGAUAUGAAAGAUUUUUCAAUAUGUCUUACUGGAUUUUCUGGAAUAGAUUUGAUGCAUAUUAGUAAACUCAUUGUGUUAUUAGGUGCAAAUUAUUAUGAAAGUCUUAAUAAAAAAAGAAACUUACUUAUAUAUAAUAUUAAUUCAGAAAAAAGUAAAAAAUAUAUAAAGGCAAAAGACUGGAAUAUAAGAAUAGUAUCUCAAGAUUGGUUAUGGGAAGUUGUGAGACAAGGAAAAGUUAUUAAUUUUGAUGAAUGGGAAAAAAAAAAUGAAUUGAAAAAUCGAUUACAUGAAACCAUUAAUUAUGAUAAUCAUGAUGAUCAAUCCAAAAUAUUAGCUGGGUUUACCCUAUAUUUCUAUAGUGUAAAAGAAACGAAUGUUAAAAAUGAAAUGUUAAUUCUAGCGAGAAAAUUAGGCGCCAAAAUAUCUAGAAAAUUAGAUGAUUCUGUUACUCAUAUAAUUUGCGAUGAAUAUUUCUUAAAUAUAAAUGAACAAACAGAUAUUUUUAUUAAAAAAUAUAAAAUUGUCUCUUCUAUAUGGCUUUUAGAGUGUCAAAAACAUAUGAAAAAAUUAGAUGAACAUGAUUUUUCUAAUACACGUAAUAUUGAGAAAAAAAUUAAAGAAUUUGGCUAUGAAAAUUUGGCUAUUAUGGAAGGAAAAUACGAUGUCAACACUACAAAUAUUGAUUAUUUAGCUGAUUUAUUAAAAGAUGAUCCUUCUGAAAAAAGAAAAAAAGAAAAAAUUAAGGGAAGAUCAACUAGUUUAUCCAUUAUAUCUACAAAUACUCCUAUAAUUAAUACUACACAUAAAAUUAUUCCAUCUGAAUAUGUAAAAUACGAGGAUUUUGAUGCUUUAUAUGAAAAAAUGCAAGUACUCGAAAAACUUAAUAAAAUUUAAUUUUAUAAUUAUUCUAUUAAAACAUAUAAAUUUUUAUAAUUAAAA
Pneumocystis carinii B80 is the source of this 2098-nucleotide messenger RNA. RefSeq lists its product as hypothetical. The transcript has 10 exons. The record is from RefSeq and is a predicted model, not a curated record. Gene Ontology annotation, biological process: DNA replication initiation; mitotic G2 DNA damage checkpoint signaling; mitotic DNA replication checkpoint signaling. Bases 47 to 2053 code for a protein of 668 amino acids. NCBI's taxonomy places the organism in Eukaryota, Fungi, Ascomycota, Pneumocystomycetes, Pneumocystales, Pneumocystaceae.